Molecule: messenger RNA, 1834 nt
Organism: Setaria italica (foxtail millet)
Lineage: Eukaryota; Viridiplantae; Streptophyta; Magnoliopsida; Poales; Poaceae
Product: cytochrome P450 99A2
Exons: 2
Coding region: 68-1564 (498 amino acids)
Molecular function (GO): monooxygenase activity; oxidoreductase activity, acting on paired donors, with incorporation or reduction of molecular oxygen; iron ion binding
Source: RefSeq, a predicted model, not a curated record
AAGCUUAUUAACUCUUGCUGUUCGUUCCCAGGCAAAACUGCAAAGUAAAAUUCAUCAAGCCAUCGUCAUGGACCUAAGUGCAGCGACGCUUAUCUUCCUCUCCCUCAUCUCCCUGCCAAUUUUGGUGACCUUGCUCAGCCGCAACUCCAAGAAGAGGCGGCCUCCAGGCCCAAGGAACCUCCCCUUGAUUGGAAGCCUCCUCCAGUUCGUCAAGUCGCAUCCGCAUGUUGCUCUCCGGGACCUAGCCAAGAAGCAUGGCCCGGUGAUGUUCCUCCGAUUGGGCCAGAUCGACACUGUCGUGAUAUCCUCGCCGGCGGCAGCGCAGGAGGUGCUCCGGGAAAAGGAUGUCAUCUUCGCAUCGCGGCCGAGCCUUGUGCUCUCAGAGAUCUUCUGCUAUGGUAAUCUCGAUAUUGUGUUUUCGCCAUACGGCCCCUAUUGGCGGACGCUGCGCAAGCUCUGCACGGUGGAGCUCCUCAGUUCCAAAAUGGUGCGGCAGUUCGCACCCAUCAGGGAUGAAGAGAUCUUGUCCCUCGUUAGGAAGAUCCAAGCCGCUGGCCAAGGCGGCAAGCCCGUAAAUCUCGGCAGGCUGCUUUUGUCCUGCUCGAACUUGAUCGUAACAAAGGCGUCAUUCGGCCAGGUCUGCAGCAGCGAUCUCCAGGAGCAGUUCCUCUCGGCGCUUGAUGUGGCCCUCAAGGUCAGCGGGGGCUACACCAUUGGGGACCUAUUCCCAUCGCUGUGGUUCAUUGACGUCUUCACUGGGUUGAGGCGCAGGGUGUGGCGAGCACGCUGGCGGAUGGACACCGUCUUAGAAAAGAUCAUAGCUCAAAGUGAGUCCCAGCGAGGUGAUUCCCUUCUGGGAGUCCUCCUCCGGAUAAGGGACGAGGGGGAUCUUGAAUUCCCCAUCGACACGACAACCAUCAAGGCAAUUAUCCUGGAUAUGUUCUCUGCAGGGACGGAGACGACGUCGUCAUCUGCAGAGUGGGUCAUGUCUGAGCUCAUGAGGAAUCCGGAGGUAAUGGCCAAGGCACAGGCUGAGGUGCGACGAGUAUUUGACAAUAAGCAUCCACAGGAUCAUGAGGGUAAGAUGGACGAGCUACACUAUACUAAGAUGGUGAUCAAGGAGAGCAUGAGGCUGAACCCAGUGGCGCCUCUACUCCUCCCCCAUUUUUGUCGAGAGACAUGCGACAUUCAUGGGUUCGAGGUCACGAAGGGCACUAGGGUCAUGGUCAAUGUUUGGGCUAUGGCAAGGAGCCCCGAGUAUUGGCAUGAUCCAGAGAAGUUCAAGCCGGAAAGGUUUGAGGAUGGCACGAUUGACUACAAAGGCUCCCGAUUUGAGUACUUGCCAUUUGGGAUCGGAAGGAGAAGGUGCCCCGGUGAUAACUUUGGGCUGAUUACGCUGGAGCUUAUUGUUGCACGCCUUCUCUACUACAUCGACUGGAGGCUCCCAAACGGAAUGCGGUCCGAUGAAAUUGACAUGGACAUACUCAUGGGUGCAACGCUCAGGAGAAAGAACCAACUGCACCUUGUGGCAUCACCAUAUAAGGUCGUUCCCGUGCAAAGCUGAACGACCGAGCAGUGUGUUUGCUAUUGGUGGCCAACAUUCGCAGUCGUAGUCGACACGAAUGGACGAAAAAAUAUAAAUAAUCUUGGACAAUAAUGCCUUGACUCGUGCUCUGCAGUAACAUGACACGUUGAGUAUGUACUUAAAUAUGCUGUAUCUAAAGUUAAGUGUUGGUUAUGAAGGUAUAUUUAUAAUGGACCUAAUAAUGUACCUGUUUACUUGUUGUCAGCCAUCAUCCUUUUGGUCAUUGGAUCGUGGGUGGGCAUCUAUGAU